CCAAACAAAGAGGGCAGGAGCAUUUCAAACAGCAGCCUCCCAAAAAGUUGGCUGCUGCAGAGCUGGGCUCUGUUGGGACCUUUGCUAAGCCAGGCCGCUGGAGGAUGCAGCAGCUGCAGCAAGCCGGUGCCUUCGCCUGGAAGGAUCCUGGCAGUCGUCUCUAGUCCCCUGUAUGAGACAGUGCCGUCUACAAUAUCAAAGGGCAGCGUCUAAGGCACUGACUGUUUCCAAGGAGUAGCCUGCACACCUGGAGUCUCUGAUUCUGCUAACUGCCACAUUACAGACCACCAAAGAUGGCAUGAAGCUCUGGGGAGGACCUGCUUGCUUCCAGGAACCUGCCAACCUUGCAUGAUGAACUUCUGCUGCUUCCUGGGACUUGCACUGAGCUCUCUGAGAUCCUGAGCAGAGCCUGCUGCUGCUCCAGAUCCUAGUGUGGCUGCUUGGCCAGAGCAGGACACAUCUGCAUUGGGCAUGAACACAAACAACCACAGAACUAUGAAUUAGAGGUGGCCCAUGCACAUAAGAGGACUUGCAUUGCUCUAAGUUUUGCAACGAGAGGAGACAACUGCCUUUUGUGCAUUACCUAAGCCACCAUUGGAAAUAAUAGCCAGAAAAUCAGCAAUUAGUGACCUAGCCAUCCUAGUCCUUUGCAUAUGCAUGAUAUUCUCUUUAUUACAACAAAAGGAGGAAUGCUUAUUGUUCACAGCUGAGAUAGUGACAGCCUUCCCUUGAAAUAAUGGGGCCUGGCUGCCACAGCCAAUUGCAGUUCCAGAUGUGUAGAUACUCAAGGAGUUUCUAACAACAGCACCUUCUAGGUGGUUCAGAAAUGUCUUUUGAGUGGAUUUAGAGUAUAUUUUCCUUCCUCCAGCAACCCAUCUACUGCUUUUCAGAGGAGGAGCAAACCUCAGCUAUCUGAUGCCUUCUCCCUGCUCUGGCCCAUCUCUCCUUCUCUCUCCAUCACUGGUACGCUGAUGGCAGCAGGGAAUUGAUGUCUGGUGUGGAACAUCAGGUAGAGCAGAGCUUGUUUCUGCCCUCUGUGCCCUUGCUGGACCAGGGAUCUUGGACAGACCUUCUGUUCUGAAGAGCGUUACCUCAUGAAAUUCCUGCUUGAGCAAGGGAGGUGUUUCUUGGCCAUCCCAAUUGCUUCCAGUCCCAGCUGAAAGCACUUCCUUCUUCUGUCGCUGUGACUUGGGAACUUGGUGUCUAACAAAGCAUUGUCACUGCUCAAAGCUUGGGAUGGUUCUCUGUGGAGCCACAGCCACUGCAGGCAGCUGGGUGACAAAAGGCUAGUAGAGUGGUAGCACAGCCUGCGAGACUUGGUGUUGCCUUUGGGGUGCAGCCAUCCCUACUCUUUGCUACCAGCCAAGUGGCUUCUGCCACUGCUUCUAGGCGUGUUGAUAAGGGCUGUGCAAGAGAAGUGCUUUCUGGCCAGCAGUACUGACCAGCUGGCAGGUAUGUAGCUGCUGACUGCAGGACGGAAGGGUGGCAGGAAGGGUGCCAAGCUGUGCCAGCACCCCGGGGAGCAAUGGGCCGCUUGGAUGACCAUGCCAAGAAGAGGAUCGUGGAGUUGCGCAAAGCCGGGCUGAGCUUUCGCAAGAUCAAGAAAGUUCUAGAGCUAGACAACAUCCGGGUGACCCCUCAGGCAGUGUACCUCUUCCUCAAGCGGAAGAACGUGGAGCCCUCCCAGGUGGCAGGAGCCGUGCUGCCCCAGCCGGCAGGUGACAAGGCGCAGCGCAAGGCAGAUGCUGGCCAGGCAGGCUGGGAGGACGAGCAGCUCUGGACCAUGCUUCAGGAAAAUGAGCCUGAGCAGAACGAGCAGGAAGCAGUGAGUCCCAAGCCCCCCACUCUGCCCAGCGGAGGUGCCACGGGCAAUGAAGGGCCCUGCCUCAGUGACAGCCGAGACAGCAAGGAAGGCAUCAAGAUUGUCAGUGUGACCUCACUCUGCAAGGAUGGUGGGCAGUUUGGGAAGCCCGUGCCCGUGGGACUGCCUUCAGGGACCCAAGUGGCCUCCGGGAACAGUGAUGACUGCUCUGUGAACCGAUCAAGUGCUCUGGGGAGCUGCCCAGCUCUCCUGCCUCCAGCUGUCCCCCAGCAGCCACUGCCCAACCGAGGGAGGCUCUUCAUGCCCCCUGCCAGGAACCCAGCCCUGAUUGUAAAGAAGAAGAUUGUGGAUAGGGCUAUUCUCCUCCAGAAAAAGGUCAACAUUCAGAACGGGCAGAGUCUGUCUGGUACCACGACUGUCCUGCCUUUCCUGGUGGGAGUGCAGCCAGCCGGCCAGCCCCUGCAGGCAAGCCCAGCUGUCCUGACCACUCCAGUGAGCCACAGUGCAAAUGUCAAAGAUGCCAGCACUCAAACUGUCCUCCCGAACACUGCAGGUCCUGGAAACCAGAACCUUGCAUGGGCGGGACCAAUGCUUCCCCCUGCUCCCAGCUCACAUGCCAUUGCUGAAAAGCUGGAUGCUGUACACACAGAGAUCCAGAAACUGAGUCAGGCGAUGCAUGCAGUCCUGGAGAGGCAAUGCCGCCUGGAGCGCCAGCAGGAGCAUCAGCAGCGACUCCAGCAGGAGGUGUUGAUGACGCUGCAGCAGCUUAGCUCCACAGUGAGCAACGGGACUGUGCCAGGAAACCAGCCCUGUGUCCCCUUCAGCAGCAUGGCUGAGCCCUCGCCCACUGUGCCAAACUUCAGCCAGUUCAAGAUGGAACUCAUCUGACCUUGUGUGCUGCCAAAGUUCAGGGCUGGAGUGAGAGUGGGGAGGGAUGCCACUGCAGAAGUAUAAAAGCCGUGAAGACGAGCAAGCUCUAAUGCUUCAGAAGCUGUGUCAGCUGCCUCAGGAUUAUGUCUGGCAUCUGGCAGAAGGAGGUCACUGCUGCAUCAUGUCUCGCUCUGCUUCAGCCUUGUCGACUAAAAGGAGCUGCCUGGCGUAAGAGACAGGGCAAAAGAAAGCUGAAGCCUCACUUCUCCCAUGCUGCCUGGUAUUGGAGUUGGCCAGUUGCUGAUGGACUUCAGCAGCUCAGACAGGCCAGCUACAAGUAGAGGUCAACUAUCAGGGACGCAGCGAGGAGGCAGGUCCCAAGGAGCAACAUGAGACUUACUCUCUUGGAGCCGGUGAUGUGACAGUCAGUCACAUGAAUGCUUUGUACCGUCUCCCUGCAGAGCCUUGUUCAGUAAAAAUCUACAUACCCCGUGGUUCAGAAAAGUGUGGGAUCUAUUUCUCCAUUUUAGCUACACAUCCCCCCAUCAGUGACCAGGCUGGAUAGAUAUGAGGCUGUUCUAGCUGCCAUCAUGUGCAAAGCUGCUUAGGGUGAUCAAGUCUAUGAAGUGAGACCACUUACCUUCCUUUGUACCUUAUGGCCAUUACUGGAGGCAUGGCAUCAGCCACCACACAGUUAGGAAUAAAUCUCACUUGUGCUGGAAAUGGAUUCUUCAGCCAAGCAGCUUCCACCCAAGUCACCCUCCCUGCUCCCAAAUUCCCAGCAAAUCUGGAGUUUGGCAAUAGCUUUUGCUCUUGCUCAGUGUUCAGUCAGAGUGCAGGCUGCAGUCAGUGUCUCACAGAACUUGGGUGUUUAAAGGGAUGUGAACUGAGUUGUAUGCUGACGUGAGUCAUGUAUUUGUCUCCCCUCAAACCUUUUCUUCUGUAGCUGAUCAGGAUUUGAUUCCCAGCAGUAAGACCUCUCACCUGUAGCAGGCUGUUGAUGGUACAGAUCUGCUCAGGCUGCUCAAGAGAGAUUUCAGGGGUAUGAUGCUGAGAACCCCUUCCUGCAUGGAUAAGAAGGGAUUGAGGGGAGCUGAUGCAUCUUCGCUGCAGCAGUUGGGGUCUGGAGUGACCAGUAACUGGACAUGCCUACCAGGGGAAAGACUGCCAGGUGAGGGGACCUCUGUUCAACAUCCAGCAGCAAAUCUCAAGAGAAGAUAAAUAUAUCUUCUGCAUCAGUCAAGGAUGGUUCUUUCUGGUCACCUCUGUGAGCAUAAACUUUUCCUAGAAGAAGCUCCAGCCUUUUUCUUUGGACUUCUUUACUGGGAAGCCAGAAUUUAGAAGUGUAAAAAUAAUUCAAGCAUUAAGAAAAUAUAUAUUAUAUAUAUUGUG
This is a messenger RNA of Rhea pennata, 4084 nucleotides long. RefSeq lists its product as uncharacterized. The transcript has 5 exons. The record is from RefSeq and is a predicted model, not a curated record. NCBI's taxonomy places the organism in Eukaryota, Metazoa, Chordata, Aves, Rheiformes, Rheidae. The coding region runs from base 1526 to 2710 and encodes 394 amino acids.